AUGAGGGUCUUUGUAGGAAUACUGGGAGAGAAACUAAUGGCUUCUGAGAUCGAUGGCUAUGAAAAUCGUGAACGUCUAGUGCAGCUGGGGCAGUCUAUCCUGCAACCUGGACAGAUCAUUGUCGUGUUUCUCCAGUAUUGUCUCAAUGAGCAGGGAGACCAAGUCUAUACUCUGAAGAAGCUUGACCCUAUGGGACAACAGACCUGCUCCGCGCAUCCUGCUCGGUUCUCCCCGGAUGACAAAUACUCUGGACAUCGAAUCACUCUCAAGAAAUGCUUCAAGGUGCUCAUGACCCAGCAACCAUGCCCUGUCCUCUGA
Messenger RNA from Neogale vison (American mink), 318 nucleotides. Its product is annotated as H/ACA ribonucleoprotein complex subunit 3-like. Gene Ontology annotation, biological process: snRNA pseudouridine synthesis; ribosome biogenesis; positive regulation of telomerase RNA localization to Cajal body. The coding region runs from base 1 to 318 and encodes 105 amino acids. The record is from RefSeq and is a predicted model, not a curated record. Gene Ontology annotation, cellular component: box H/ACA telomerase RNP complex; box H/ACA snoRNP complex. Gene Ontology annotation, molecular function: box H/ACA snoRNA binding; telomerase RNA binding. NCBI's taxonomy places the organism in Eukaryota, Metazoa, Chordata, Mammalia, Carnivora, Mustelidae. The transcript has 2 exons.